Messenger RNA from Phacochoerus africanus (Common warthog), 2572 nucleotides. It is a transcript of the gene TMEM200B, whose product is annotated as transmembrane protein 200B. The transcript is spliced from 3 exons. The coding region runs from base 190 to 1113 and encodes 307 amino acids. The record is from RefSeq and is a predicted model, not a curated record. NCBI's taxonomy places the organism in Eukaryota, Metazoa, Chordata, Mammalia, Artiodactyla, Suidae.
GUGAGCCGCUGCGCGCGGACUCGGACUCGGACUCGGAGUCGUACUCGGACCCACCCCGGCACGGCGCGGCUUAGCGCCGCCAGCUUCAGUGCUGACUGAGGAGGUCUGGAAGAAGGGGGCGGGCAGGAAGAGGCUGGAGUCCGUGACACCCCCUCCUUCCUCCGCUGCGAGCGCCCGGACGGCGGCGAGAUGACGGCUGGGAGCCCCGGAGACUGCGGGGAAGUGCGGAGGAGCCCCGAGGGUCGCGUCUCCCGCCUGGGCCGCCGCCUGGGCCGCCGCCGGCGCCCGCGCUCCCCGCCCGAGCCUCUGCGGGUGCGGGCGCGGCUGCGGCUGCGCUCGCCGUCGGGGGCGUUCGCAGCGCUGGGGGCGCUGGUGGUACUGGUGGGCAUGGGCAUUGCAGUGGCCGGCUACUGGCCGCAUCGCGCCGGGAUCCCAGGACCCCGGGCUGCAAACUCCAGCUCGCCCCCAUUGACCGAGCUGCGGCGCGAGGGUCGUGGCGCCGGCCGGGCCCAUGGCCCUCACGAGAGGCUGCGGCUCCUUGGACCUGUGGUCAUGGGCGUUGGCCUGUUCGUGUUCAUCUGCGCCAACACGCUACUCUAUGAGAACCGCGAUUUGGAAACGCGACGGCUUCGCCAGGGGGUGCUGAGGGCUCAGGCGCUGCGGCCCCCCGACGGCCCGGGCUGGGACUGCGCUCUUCUCCCCAGCCCUGGCCCCAGGACUCCCCGAGCCAUUGGCUGCGUGGAGCAGGAAAGCUGGGACCUGUCCCCGCGUCGGGGUACCUCACCCGUCCCCUCACUGCGGAGUCUGCGUUCAGAGCCUGCUAAUCCUCGCUUGGGGUUACCUGCCCUGCUCAAUAGUUACCCUCUGAAGGGCUCUGGGCUGCACCCACCCUGGGGUCCACGGACCCAGACUGGCCAUGUGAUUAUCACCGUGCAGCCCUCUGGUUCCUGCAUUGAACAUUCCAAGUCUCUGGAUCUGGGACUUGGGGAGCUCCUGCUUGGGGCCCCAGCAGCGAGGGACUGUGCUCACCGAAGCUGGCCACGGCUGGACCGCCUCAGUCUGGGGGGUUAUGCCAAGUUGGGAGGAGGAGGGAACUUGGGGGCCCGGGUCUGAAGAGCAGGGGACAGCCUGCUAUGAGGCUGCAGCACAGACCUUGGUCCCAAUACAGGACUGAGUCCCAAUAUCUAGUAGCUGUCACAUCCAGGGGAUGGAUGCUCUGGAGCCAGCAGCUGCUAAGGCAUCCUGACUUGAAGGUUCACAGAGAAAUACCAACUGCACAAGGGUUCAAUAAGCCAGAGAGAACGUUUUAAUGUGGACUCUGGAGACCAGCAUGCUCUGGCCUCAGGAAUUCCUUCAGCCUCCAAAAGCGGCUUUAGCUCUGGACAGGUACCUGAAGGGGCUGGAGGUCCAGGCCAGGGUGAUUGGGAGAUGCAACUGGUGAGCUGGCAAAACUGAAGUGGUGGGCAAGGACCCUAAGACUUGGAAGGUAGGUUGUGAUGUUAUAGGCUGGGACAGGCUCCCUCCAUGGUGGCACUGGUGAGGGGGUUUGGGCCUUUGGGAAGAUGGGCAAUGGGGUAGAGAUAAGACCUUCCACUGCCAUCUGGAAUGGGGACUUAGCCUUUAACUCCUACCACCUCAACCCCCUUCUUCCCUCAGCCACGCAGGAUACAUCCCACUGAGCUACACUACUGCCAGUGCCUCCAUACUGAGGGUCUGGCCCCUCCCCCAAAAGGCCUGAGAAACCCCCUUCUCUCUUUUGUCGUGGCCUAUGCCAAGGAAUCUCCCUCCAGUUGGCAAAAAGCAUUUGCCAGUUCUCAGAAGUCCUUUUAUAUGUUGAAGUUGCAUUUUGGCCAAUGUGGAAAGCUUUAGAAAAUGGCUUAGAUUGGGUCUCUCUGACCCAUGUUUAAUUUUUUCCAAGUUGCCAGUAGGAGAAAAGAACUUUAAAAGUUGAUCAACCUUCAGGGAGUCCGUCUUUUUUUUUUUUUUUUUUUUUUUUAAUUUAUUGAAAAAUGCAAUACAAGAAGCAAGACCAAACACAUAUCUAAACACUACCACCAUUUCUCUUACUAUGAAAGGCCAAAACAGCAGACCUAAUUAUUGCCUACUUAAUCUAAGGAUUUUGCCAAUUUGAUUCUGCUGCCAUAGUUCCUAUUUUGUCAAGAAAUGUAAACUACUUGAUAAUGAUUCAUAAUCUUUUUUUAAAAAUUUACAAAGCUCCUUCAUUUUUGUCACCAAAAUAAAACAUUUGAGAGAGAUUUGUAAAACCACCCAGCCUGGGGCUGAGAUCCUGGGCAGCUAUUCCCACGAGCACUCCUUGGUGUUGGUCAAGCCGUAGCUCUGGCUCCAUUCCCAAGGUGGACUGUCACCCCCUCACCCCCAGCUGCCCCGAAGAACACACAGUGGGGGACUGGGGGUGUGUGGGCAAGAUUCCCUGACAGGUCCCUGCGGCUCUAUGGGCCCUUGGUUGAUAAAUUCAGAUCCUGCUUUGUGGGUGGGUGGGUGGCAGAGACCUCGUGUGGCUUGGAGGAAAUCUUUAUUUCUCAAGUGAAAUAAAAAUAAAAUUGCAGCAAGA